GUCUCUCUGUGUUACAGCCUGUCGUUAGUCAGUAUAAAAGUACCGGCAUUUGACAGGUUAGCCAUUCAGUACCCUGCCUAUGCCACGGUGUUCGGGUGAUCAUAACAAGGAGUAUGAAGAUCUACUUUUGUGGGAGUAUCGGCGGAGGGCGACAAGACGCUCACUUGUACGGCCGACUCAUAAAAAAGCUGGAGAAAUACGGCACAGUGCUCACCACACAUGUGGGCGAUCUUCACGUCAUCGAAAAUGAGAAAGAUAUGACUGAUAAGGAGAUCCACGACCGUGAUGUGAGCUGGCUGGAGCAGGCUGAUGCGGUUGUUGCCGAAGUGACACAGACAUCCAUGGGAGUGGGCUACGAGAUAGGCAGAGCUAUCGGUAUGAAGAAACCAGUCCUCUGUGUGUUUAGACCGGACACUGGGAAAGAGGUCUCCGCCAUGGUAGGAGGAUGUGACGACGGCAAGUCCGUCAUAUUUAAACGAUAUAAAGAAGAAGAAAUCGAUGGAAUAUUCGCAGAAUUUUUUAAAUCUCUUUAAUAUAUUUGUGGUAUAUAUCUAAAUUAAUUUAUAACCAUAUAUUUGUAUAGAAACUAUUGUCCAUAUAUCUGCUUAGUUGAGAUUAUCCCACCCUUAAGCACUAUACGCUAAUGGUAGAAAACUAGCUGCCUCCUGUAGUUGUUUUGAUUAAUUAAUUGUGACCAGAUGUAGAAUGUGAAAAUCGAUGUUUUUGAAGCUUUUUUGUUAUUACGACUCAAAGGUUCACAGUAUUGGUGGAUAUAAAUAAAGAACUAAGAAAGUCA
This is a messenger RNA of Liolophura sinensis, 796 nucleotides long. RefSeq names its product putative 2'-deoxynucleoside 5'-phosphate N-hydrolase 1. Gene Ontology annotation, molecular function: 5-hydroxymethyl-dUMP N-hydrolase activity. The record is from RefSeq and is a predicted model, not a curated record. The transcript has 5 exons. Bases 114 to 533 code for a protein of 139 amino acids. Lineage: Eukaryota; Metazoa; Mollusca; Polyplacophora; Chitonida; Chitonidae. Gene Ontology annotation, biological process: deoxyribonucleoside monophosphate catabolic process. Gene Ontology annotation, cellular component: nucleus.